Molecule: messenger RNA, 285 nt
Organism: Strongylus vulgaris
Lineage: Eukaryota; Metazoa; Nematoda; Chromadorea; Rhabditida; Strongylidae
Source: the annotation of a GenBank genome assembly
AUGUGGCGACCAACAAUUCUACUUUUACUAACUCUUGCAGCUUGUAUGUCUUAUCCAGCUCAGUCAACGGGUGGACUCGAUAUAGAAAAGUUGGGAGCAGGGGGCAAGAAUUUUUUCAUGGAUAUGACGAAACAGGUGAUGGGUGUGCCAUCGCUAAAGCCUGAGAACCUCGCCGCUCAAGCAUUUUUCCGCAACUUCUUAAACAAGUAUACAAAUCUUGACGAAAGUAUAAAAAAGGAAAUGGAGCAGUACAUUCCCACCGCUACCAAGAUUUUCAAUAAUGCA